Messenger RNA from Parastagonospora nodorum SN15, 1149 nucleotides. RefSeq lists its product as hypothetical. Lineage: Eukaryota; Fungi; Ascomycota; Dothideomycetes; Pleosporales; Phaeosphaeriaceae. The record is from RefSeq and is a predicted model, not a curated record. Bases 1 to 1149 code for a protein of 382 amino acids. The transcript is spliced from 4 exons.
AUGGCUCUGCACGGCUUUGGUCAGCACUUAUGGGACCUUGGGGACGGAAAGCUGAAGCCCAUACUUCUCUACUUAUCUCUGAUACUGUUUUACAUUGAGAUCUUCAGGACACCCCAAUUCCUAAGGAUAUCCUAUAUCUUCCUUGCGUAUAUGAUUCUCAACACCUUAAUCAUCCUAUUCAUUGUACUUUUCGCCUGCAAACCAGUAAACUCCUUCUGGGACCGAGAUAUCAAAGGCGAAUGCAUUAACAUUCAGGCCAUGGCAUAUGCAGCCUCAGCUUCUGCGCCCGUACAAGACCUCGUUUUGUUGAUAUUGCCAAUCGCUUUCAUCCGAAACCUUCAGAUGAAGCGCUUUCGCAAGGUCGCUGUCGGCUUCAUGUUCUGUAUUGGUACAUUUGGAUGCAUCGCCACCAUCAUGCGCUUGCCUUCGCUUAGCACAUUCAAAAUCUCGAUCGAUCCCUCCUGGGACUACUCCGCAAUUACCAUCUGGACCGAGCUGGAAUUGUGUGCCGGCUUCUUAUGCGUAUCCCUACCAUCGAUUCGCAUGCUCCUAGUCCGUCUACUCCCUCAACGCGUCCGGGACUUUACCUCGAGCCUGUUCCACUCCUUGCGGAGCAAACCUACCCCACGACCCGUUGUGACCCCCGAACAGCGUAGCUGGAAGAAACCCUCGUCGUGGAUCGACAUAUCAGCGAAUAGUACCGAUUUCUCUACCUCGAGCUCGGGCGACAAAAAUCUUGAGCUCUUGACGCUCGGUCCCGACGUCCGCGGAAGUUUCAUGAGCGCUUUCUGGAAUCGUAGAAGUACCAGCGGCACGCAGCUAAGUCAAUUAUCACAUCUUCGCAGCGGCUCGCUGCGCCUCGAGUCGGUAACGAGCAAUAUCACCGAGUCGAGGGUGGCAGUCAAACAGGUGGAGAUGCUGGAUGUGCCAAAAGCGAACCGCUAUACAAAAGCGAGUGUGGCGAGUCAGAGGAGCGAUGAGGAGCACAUUACGGCACUACCUCAUAUUGGGUGUAUAUCGGAGACAACGCGGUCGGGCUUGGAGCAAACGAAUUCUGGCGUACCUCGGUGGAUGCGAGCGGUCUGGCUCAAGAACUCGCCCUUUUACCUCUUCCCAGUAUCCGCCGGUGCGCUGCUUGAAUAUGGCUGA